AUGGGCUGGACGGGGACACGGGGCAUCGGCAUCGGCACGGACACGGCGACAGAUCUACCUCAUUCGCGUCCGUACUCGGCGUUCUACGCGCUUAAUGAGGAGCUCAAGGCCAAGUACGGCGCGGUGACUGUCGGCGGCCUCGACAGUGAGGGCGGGACGGGUGACUUGCUGCAAAUGCUUCCACCCAAGGCGCUGUCGCCCAAGGUCGGCGUGCGGGCACGGGCGCUGGCACGGUAUGUGCAGCUGAUGAUGGCGGCGCCUGGGCUAGCGGCGACGGACGAGGUGCUUUCCUUCUUCGACGUGCCGGACUGCGAUCCGCCGAUUGCGGUCGUCUCCAUCCCGACGACUGUCGACGCCAGCAACCACACCCUGUACAACGUGGUGGUGCGGCUGAACGGACCGGGCGCGAUUGCCUACGGCGUCCGCCGCCGGUUCUCCGAGUUCAAGGCGCUCAACACCGCGCUGACAGCAGCAUACAACAAGACGGCCACUAACCCGUUCCUCAACGCCUUUCCGCCGUCCAAGAUGUUUGGCAAGAUGGCGCCGAGCCUCGUCCGCGAGCGCCAAGCCGCCCUCGAGGCCUACCUCAAGUACGUCAUCCUGCACCCAGUCUACGGGGCCCACCCCAAGGUCAUCUCCUUCUGCUGCGUCAAUGCGCACCGCCACGCCCAGUCGAUCAACCGCGGUGAGCCGCUGUACGAUGAUGCCACUGCCGUCACACCGUCCGAGCUCGCCGCCUAUGUCGGGCUUGAGGCCGCACGCUCGUUCUCGCUCUCCUCUCACGGCUCGGAUACAUGA
Molecule: messenger RNA, 798 nt
Organism: Thecamonas trahens ATCC 50062
Lineage: Eukaryota; Apusomonadida; Apusomonadidae
Exons: 2
Coding region: 1-798 (265 amino acids)
Molecular function (GO): phosphatidylinositol binding
Source: RefSeq, a predicted model, not a curated record